Messenger RNA from Sinocyclocheilus rhinocerous, 2409 nucleotides. RefSeq names its product GTPase Era, mitochondrial-like. Gene Ontology annotation, cellular component: mitochondrial matrix. The record is from RefSeq and is a predicted model, not a curated record. Gene Ontology annotation, molecular function: GTP binding; rRNA binding; ribosomal small subunit binding. Gene Ontology annotation, biological process: ribosomal small subunit assembly. Lineage: Eukaryota; Metazoa; Chordata; Actinopteri; Cypriniformes; Cyprinidae. The transcript is spliced from 11 exons. The coding region runs from base 180 to 1538 and encodes 452 amino acids.
GAUGGCAGUAGUGUGUAAUAUAUAGUUUCAUCACUCCAUUUCACUCGACUUGAGCAACAUGUCUGCGCCCUGGACACAUGUGUAAACAAACAUGGAGAUGAGAAUAACCUUGCACAAGGGUUAACCCAAGUGAAACAUUUUGAAAUUAUCCACUUACGUAUAGAAAACUUGUUUCAGCAAUGACCUUGCGGCUUUGCGAGACGUUUCUACGCAGAUCUUUGCGAUUUUCAACGAUCCGCGAACUGACGACAGCCCCAGAGCACGCGCCACUGUAUCUGCGUCUAUCAGGUUGCUCAGUUUUUGGUCCACAGACAGUAAGAAAAUGUCUCUUUCAUUGCACUCCGGCCAGUUUGGUGUCUUCGAGUGCUUUUUUGGACACACUGCAGAAGGGGAGAGCGGUGGUGUCCGAUGAGGGUCUCUGUCAUCAUCAGCCUGUCUCUGUUCCAUCAGACAGCGGUCAUCAAUUUUCCUUAUUGCUAAAGAAUCCUGAUCAACCUGAAAAUGCCAAAUCUCUUAAAGUGGCGAUAGUGGGUGCGCCUAAUGCAGGGAAAUCAACAUUGAUCAAUCAACUGCUGGGUCGAAAGUUGUUUGCUGUUUCUGAGAAAGUGCACACAACAAGAUCACGUGCUGUUGGUGUCCUGACAGAGGAUGACACACAAAUCAUACUGUUGGAUACCCCUGGUCUCACCACACCAAUAAAGGCUAAAAGACAUCACCUGGAGGAAUCGCUGCUGGUGGAUCCUUUUGAGUCAAUAAAGGAAGCUGAUCUAGUGGUGGUGCUAGUCGAUAUGUCUGAUAAAUGGACCCGCAAUAAGCUGGACUAUGAAGUGCUGAAGUGUCUGGCCCUGAAUCCAGAUGUCCCUGCCAUCCUUGUCCUCAAUAAGGUAGAUCUACUGAAGAACAAAACACUUUUGCUAGACAUCACGGCACAGCUGACAGAAGGGGUGGUUAAUGGAAAGAAGAUCAGGAUCCGUGGCGCAGAGAAACCACUUGAGAAAUUAGCAGCCAAACGCCACAGCAGACAUGCUGAAGAACCACAGUCUGAGAGCACGAAGGACGGGCUGUCUCAGGAGGGUCAGGACAAAGACAGGUUGAAGGCCCUGAAGAGCCGCAGGGGGUGGCUUCUUUUUAAGGAUGUAUUCAUGUUAAGUUCUAUUGACAGAGAAGAUGUGGAAACAUUAAAGAAAUACCUGUUUGAUGGUGCAAAGCCUGGCCAGUGGCAGUACCACAGUGAAGUACUGACUGAUCAGGGUCCUGAGGAGAUGUGCAUCAACACUAUCAGAGAGAAACUUCUACAGCAUCUCCCGAAGGAAGUGCCGUACAGUAUGACACAGCAAAUUGAAAUCUGGAAGGAAUCUGAAGAUGGGGUACUCGACAUAUCCAUCAAGCUAUAUGUAAAGAAAGACACUCAUAUGAAAAUGGUUAUUGGUCCUGGAGGUCAUUUGAUAACCAGAAUAACCCAGGAAGCUGAAAGUGACCUAAUGAAGAUUUUCUUGCGUGAAGUGCGUUUAAAAAUCUCUGCAAAGUUGAAGAAGUGAGGUAGACUGUUUGAAUGAUGAAGGUCAGAGCCUGACACAUGCAGAGGCAAGUAAGAGUGAAGAAAUGGACAUGAAGUCAAAAUUGGCUGUAUUUUGGGUUAAACUGUCAGGUUGAUCUCAACAGACCUCCCUCAUUCCUGUAAAAUGAAAUGUAAGUAUUUCAGGCACAUUACAUGGGUUUUUUGUAUAAUUUCAAUGAGACUAUGAUCGGUUGUAUCACAUAUGCCUGUGCUGCUUACAUAUCUUGCUGCUUUUGAUUUAUAAAAAUGUCUAUAUAAUAAUAAAUGCCAAAAAUCACAUAGUUCUGCAUUCAAACAUAGGUAUACUUGUUUGCUCUGAGGGUAAGGUUCACUUUCACUCUUUUACUGGAAGGAAGGGUUUACCUUGUUUUUUAUUACUCGUUGUCUUCAGUGUGGUCAGGCUGUUAUCUGUGGUGCAGUCUUGCUGUUUAACUGAAUGUCUUGCGUAAUAACAUUACACUGACCUGAAAUCACUCAACUGUAAGCCCGGCUCCAGCUCUAACAUGUAAGGAGAGCCAUAAGACUCAGUGGGCUGCACAGUUGGGGUGGUGGCUGGUUGCCAGGGUGGAGCCGGGCCUCCUCAACUGGGGCUGUACACGAUACUAACUGCAGCUUUUUGAAUUAUUAACUCUUUGUAGCUAUGUCUGUAAUAUUGCAGUUAAUAAAUAUUAUCAAUAAUUAAUUUUCAUCAGUUGAGUAAAUUAUUGCAUCAGUUUUAGUUUAGACUCUUUAUGGUGAAAAAGUUAUGGUCACUAUCUACAGACUGCACAUAAGGAGCUGAAAGAAUCAACUCACUUAUUCGCUGCAGACAUUUAAUUGUGUAAAUCUCAAUUGUUUGUUUUAUUAUAAUA